UCCCCACGUAGCGUUCGCGGCUUCACGCGAGCGCCUUUUCGUCCGUGUCACAAAACCCCUCGCGGGAGAGCGGACGUUGGCGGCGUCUCGCGCACGUUACCGUUUAAAACGUUUGCCGUUAACGGUCACGCCGCGGUAACGUCACCGCUAAAGCUAGCCCGCGGGUGGAGAGGCUGACGGCUAGCCGAGCUUCAUUCAUCCCUCCGCCGUCGACAUUUCCUGCCCCCGCUGUUUGCAGUUCGAACCGUGCUGGUCUUUUGGUUUCUGUUCUUAUAUUCGUGUUUUUUUUUUUCUUUCUUCUUUUUUCGUCCGCUUAACGUAACGACGCUCGUUACCGGUGGCGUAUUGCAACCGAGCAACAUGGCAGCGUUAAUCUCUCAAAUGAGCGUUUUUUUUAGCCACAGAAACUGUGCGAAAUGCUGCUAGUUUGCGUGUUGACUCCCGUUCGGUUAAGGUGUCGCUGACUUGUGAGGCCUGGCCGCCAGAAAACACCUGCCUGCGGCCGGCUGCCUUCUCCGGGAACAAGACUGGCAAAGCCAACACCAUGAACUACGUGGGCCAGCUGGCAGGCCAGGUGCUGGUAACCGUCAAAGAACUGUACAAGGGCAUCAAUCAGGCCACUCUGUCGGGCUGCAUUGAUGUUGUGGUGGUCCGCCAGAGAGACUGCACCUACCAGUGCUCGCCAUUCCACGUGCGCUUUGGUAAGCUGGGAGUGCUGCGCUCCAAAGAGAAAGUGAUUGACAUUGAAGUGAAUGGAGAGCCAGUAGAGCUGCACAUGAAGCUUGGUGACAAUGGAGAGGCCUUUUUUGUCCAGGAGGCAGAGCAGCUGAAUCAGAUUGUCCCUGCCCACCUGGCCACCUCCCCAAUCCCCACCGAGAGUCACCUGUUCUGGAUGUCAGAAGUUGAGCACAGGGCACUGAAAGAUCUGGACGAUGACCCCGCUGAUCAAGAGGACCCGCCGGAGCCUCCUGCUCCGAGCGCCGCGGGCACAAAAAAGAAGAAGAAGCGGAGGAGGAAGCACAAAGGGGACCCCCGGAGAGAGGAGCUGACCCCGCCAAUGUCUGUCGCCCCUGUGAACGCUAUUGCUGCUAUCGCACCUGCUGCCACGACUGCUGCUAUCGCACCUGCUGCUAACGCAACUGCUGCUAUGUCCGGCUCGGGGCCAAAUGAAGACAUCUUUGAGAUGGACAUGAGCUCUGAUGAGGAAACUGCAGCACAUGUCUCCAGGUCGCCGUCCAUCACAACGAUGCGAGAUAUUGACCCCAAAUUACCCGCAGCAAGACACAACCUUGAUGGGUAUUCGAUGUCCGAUGGGGACUGGCCGUCAAAUGACAGUCACAGCUUGUCUCAGGCCUUUUCCCCAAAGAGUGACUCUGAGCUGAUGGUCAGGCCCUCAGAGAGUUUGCUCCGAGCCGAAUCCCACAUGCAGUGGACAUGGGGGGAGUUUCCCGAAACAACCAGGAUCACCAAAAAAGAGCGACCAGAGCUUCUAAAAACCGUGACCAUCACCCCGUCGGAGAGCACCCACUUCCGUGUAAUCCUCAGCUCCGAGGCCAUGGAGAACGAGACCGAGCUGGACAGGGGGGGUGCCGCCCCCUCCUCAGUUUGUACUAUUGUCAAGCCUGAGCCACGCACCCCUCUGACCACUGUAACCCCCCGGAUUCCGCUCGCGUCGGUCGGCGCCAUAACCCCUGGGAGUCCCCUGACCCUCACAGAGCCCCUGGAAAUGCUGCCAUCCAAUGUGGCAACCUCCACCCCGUCCGGCGGUCAACAGUGCGACUCACCCUCUAAGAAGAAAGGUGUUCCAAAGCGGAGCCAGCACCAGGGUCCUGAGGACAUCUACCUGGACGACCUGAAUGUCCUCGAACCUGAUGUCGCCGCGAGAUAUUUUCCGAAGAGUGAGUCUGAGGCGGCGACGAAGCACUGGAUGGACUCAGAGAUGCACUCCGGUUCUCAGUCUCCACAGUCGGUGGGCAGUGCAGCAGCUGACAGCGGGACAGAGUGUCUUUCUGACUCAGCUGGUGACCUCCCCGACGUCACUCUUUCUCUGUGCGGAGGCCUCACUGAAAAUGCUGAAAUAUCCAAAGAAAGGUUCAUGGAGCAUAUAAUCACCUAUCUCGAAUUUGCAGAAAAUCCAGCCAUUAUAGAUAACCCCAACCUCGUGGUAAAGAUAGGAAAUCGGUAUUAUAAUUGGACGCUCGCUGCACCCUUGAUUUUAAGUCUCCAAGCAUUUCAGAAGAACUUACCCAAGGCUACAGAAGAGGCCUGGGUGAAGGAGAAAAUGCCAAAGAAGUCGGGCCGCUGGUGGUUCUGGCGAAAAAGGGCAGAUAGUACAAUCAAGCAGUCAGAGACCAAGCUUGAAACCAAGGAGGAGUGUCAUCUGGAUGAGGAAGGACCCUCCAUGACUCAGGAGAAACUGCCCAUGCCGCCCAAGGCGGGAGACUCAUCCAGUGAUGAAGAGGCCAAGGAAGUGAGCGCUGCAUCUUGUCAGGAGCGACUGCAGCCGGUAGAUGGUCAGCACCACCCGAGCCAGCACGCCUACAGGAAGUCCCUCCGCCUCUCCUCUGAUCAGAUUGUCAGUCUGAAACUGAAAGAAGGACCCAACGACGUGACGUUUAGCAUCACCACCCAAUACCAGGGCACAUGCCGCUGCGAGGGCACGAUCUACCUGUGGAACUGGGACGACAGAGUCAUUAUCUCGGACAUUGAUGGCACCAUCACCAAGUCCGAUGUAUUUGGUCAGAUCCUGCCACAGUUGGGGAAGGACUGGACCCACCAGGGCAUUGCCAAGCUCUACCACUCUGUAGCUGAGAACGGCUACAAGUUCCUGUACUGCUCGGCUCGCGCUAUUGGCAUGGCGGACAUGACGAGAGGUUACCUGCAGUGGGUCAAUGAUGGAGGCACCAUUCUCCCCCGAGGGCCUCUCAUGCUGUCUCCCAGCAGCCUCUUCUCUGCCUUCCACAGGGAGGUCAUUGAGAAGAAACCAGAGAUCUUCAAGAUUGAAUGCCUUACAGAUAUCAAGAACCUGUUCCAGCAUAACAAGCAGCCAUUCUACGCCGCCUUUGGGAAUAGAGCUAAUGAUGUGUUUGCCUAUAAGGAAGUGGGAGUUCCAGUGUGUCGGAUCUUCACAGUGAACCCCAAGGGAGAGCUGAUCCAGGAGCAGACCAAGGGCAACAAGUCCUCGUACGGCAGGCUGAGUGAGCUGGUGGAGCACGUGUUCCCUCUGUUGAGCAAAGAGCAGAACGAGGCCUUUGUCUUACCGGAGUACAGCUCUUUCUGCUACUGGAGACAGCCCAUAGCGGACAUCGCCCCCGAAGAGAUGCUCUGAUCCAGCACAUCUGGAAAGCCAGGCGCUCCUAUACAUGCAGCUGGACUGUGCACUUGAACUCCGGUAGACUCAUGGACUGAAACCCAAACGUUUCCAUAUAGUACUCAAACAUGCUCACGCAGUAAUGGGGUUUGGACCAUAAACACGUACAGUAAUUAUGCUUUGUCAAGAUAAGUGGAAGUUCUUUCCAGAACAGUAAACCCAGAUGAAUAAUCCAAUGACACUUUCAUCCCUGAGAGGCUAAAUGAGCAUCUUCCCGCGAGCCUGUAAGGGCUUCCCAACCCAACAGGCACUAUGAAGUCGGCACUUUUCUUUUCUCUCUGUGGCUUCCUCCGAACAGCCUGGUCAGCAUCAGGGACGCCGCGCGAGGGGAAGCCGCCCUUAGCAACAAAGUCCGAGCUGUGCAGCGGGCAGUUUUUUUUUUUUCUCCCCACAUUUCCUGAAAGACACACAGGGUAGGCAAUCGACACUGGCCACUGGUCGUAUGCCGGCAAUAUUAAGCUGUGGCUGCCCACGCGCAGUUAUCCAGUCUUCACUCUGUUCCAAAACAUUAAGGACCGCGAACCGGCCCGGAAGCUACUGUAGGUGUUGGUCUUUGUUCCUGACUGUGGAUUGACUGCCUGGUCGUUAGUGCACUGAUUCCAGAUGGCCAGUUAAUAGUGAAUAGUCCAGGUACCAUGGAUCGGUGUGGGGAAAAUGCAACUUUACAUGAGAUUUAAGAAACUGAAGGAGUCUUUUUUUUUGCCUCAGAUGUGUUGUUUUAACUUGAUUAAUUCUGUUAUUGGAGCCAAUCGAGUGUUGAGCGACGCAGUCAUUAUUUAUGAUAAUUGGUAUGUUUAAGUUAUUGAUUUCUAUGCUGAUGCCUUUUUCUCGUCUGAAAAGUAAUUCAUCACCACCCAGAUGGUAUUUUGUGUGGUUUGUCAUAAGUUUACCUGCACUUAACAGUAACUGCUAGGACUCGUAUGAUCUCAUUUUUCUUUUUUUUCAGAUCUGUAUCCCGUUUUCACAGCGUAUUUCUUGUUUUACAGUGAAACGUGGAAGACACAUCCACAUUCCUCACAAUCCGCGCAGUUAGUAUUAAAAUGUGUGUAAAUGUAAACGGUAUCACUUGAGGUGGAGCUGUGAGCGGAUCGAGGGUGAGGAGGCUAGAAAAUGAAACCUCAUUUUCCCUCUGUGUGUGUGUGUGUGUGUGUGUGUUUAUCUAAUACCCGCAUGCUGCUGGUGCCGCUGCUGGGGGUAUCAUGAAUUCAUUUGACCUUUGCUUAUGUUCCUGCCGUUGCUUGACCACGACUUUUCCAACGUACUUUGUCUUCGCUGCACCCACAUGCACUUCACUGAAGGUCUCUGUAGAGCAGAGUACGCAAUCAAUGCAGGAUGCCAGAGUUCUCCUUUUUAUUAUGUGACUGACCUUCUGACACCACAACACUGCAGCUAUUCUAAAAAAUGUCAAUAACGGCAAUUGUGUGUGUGUGUGUGUGUGUGUGUGAAGACUGACCCGGAGCUUCUCGUUAGGAGGACCCCCGGUUGUUGUUGUUGUUGUUGUUGGAGAUGAACGGGACACACAUGAGGCUUUCUGAAAGCUUUCUGCUGGCAUUGGUGGCGUUGCGGGAUGAGACUCUGAUGUGCCGCCCCACUGACACGGAUCAAUCACACCUCCCGCACAAGUGUAACCGUGUCAUGAGCGCUUUUGCUAUCGAGGAUUAAACAUCCGAAGAGAGUCCAAAACCAUUAGAUACAAAGAGCACAAUUUACAUCCAGAUUGUCCCUGCUGUUGUUGUUGUUAUUUAGCCAAAGUGAUUUCUGCUUUCCCUCUGUGGCUGCGCUGUUUUUGUGACGAUCCGAGAUGCGCGUUUUGCGUUGAUUUAAUUUGCUUGUGCUCGACAAAGUUUGGUGACGUCAAAUUGAUAUGUGUUUAUGAUUAACAAAAUGAAUUCCAUUCUUUCUAUGAAAGUAAAGCAUCUCGUGUGGAAGAAUCACACUUCAUCCUCUAUGAUCGUGGUGUGUAUAUAUAAAUAUAUGAUAUUGUUUGUCCCUCGACUGCUGUGGAGAGCCCUCCACUGUGUGCUGAUCAUCAUCCUUCCGUCUUCGAUGCCUUAUCAUUUUUUUCCCCCCUUUUCAGUGUAUGAUCUUUUGUGUGUUUGUUUCAUUCUGUUUGGAGGUAAUGCUUGCUAUUUAAUUGCGUCUGACCAACAAAUACCUUCAGUAUAUGCUGUGUUUGAUUUGUAUAGAAAUGUGGUUUGAAGAACAAAAUAAGUUGUAAGAGGAAAUGAAAAAAACACAUCUAAUGAAGCUAACUAAUAUUUGUAUUGAAUAAAGUUUCUAACUGAA
Pungitius pungitius (ninespine stickleback) is the source of this 5656-nucleotide messenger RNA. RefSeq names its product lipin 2 (gene lpin2). The transcript is spliced from 20 exons. Gene Ontology annotation, cellular component: endoplasmic reticulum membrane; nucleus; cytosol. Gene Ontology annotation, biological process: cellular response to insulin stimulus; positive regulation of transcription by RNA polymerase II; triglyceride biosynthetic process. NCBI's taxonomy places the organism in Eukaryota, Metazoa, Chordata, Actinopteri, Perciformes, Gasterosteidae. The coding region runs from base 545 to 3328 and encodes 927 amino acids. Gene Ontology annotation, molecular function: transcription coactivator activity; phosphatidate phosphatase activity. The record is from RefSeq and is a predicted model, not a curated record.